AUAGUCUAUUCCGCCGAAUAUAAUGAUAGAAAUUACCGGACACCGAUAGUCUUCUUUCUUUUUAUGAACAUAGAGCUUGAUCGCACUUAAAGUUCUAAAUAAUGGCUCCUAGAAAAGGGAAAGUCCAGAAAGAAGAGCAAGUAAUUGCAUUAGGUCCACAGGUAGCUGAUGGCGAAAAUGUUUUUGGAGUUGCUCAUAUAUUUGCUUCGUUCAAUGACACAUUUGUUCAUGUAACUGAUCUUUCUGGAAAAGAAACAAUUGUUCGUGUGACUGGAGGCAUGAAGGUUAAAGCUGAUAGAGAUGAAUCUUCGCCUUACGCUGCUAUGUUAGCUGCACAAGAUGUUGCUGUUCGUUGUAAGGAACUUGGUAUUACUGCUCUUCAUGUUAAGUUAAGGGCUACUGGUGGAAAUAGAACUAAAACACCUGGUCCUGGUGCACAAUCUGCUUUACGUGCUUUAGCUCGUGCUGGAAUGAAAAUCGGCAGAAUAGAGGAUGUAACACCUAUUCCUUCAGACAGCACUAGAAGAAAGGGUGGUCGCCGCGGAAGACGUUUAUAAUUAAGAAAUAUAUCGACUUGCAACAA
Hydra vulgaris (swiftwater hydra) is the source of this 583-nucleotide messenger RNA. RefSeq names its product small ribosomal subunit protein uS11. Gene Ontology annotation, molecular function: structural constituent of ribosome. The record is from RefSeq and is a predicted model, not a curated record. Gene Ontology annotation, biological process: ribosomal small subunit assembly; translation. Gene Ontology annotation, cellular component: cytosolic small ribosomal subunit; ribosome. Lineage: Eukaryota; Metazoa; Cnidaria; Hydrozoa; Anthoathecata; Hydridae.